AUGCUUGUAUACUCACAAUUACGGGUUGUGAAGGCCGGAUCGGAACAUGACUCCGAUAUCAUCAGUAUCGCCUUUUCUCCGACUGGUGCUUAUUUGGCUACCGGCGAUGAGGGAGGCAACGUCGUGGUAUGGAAUGUGCAUUCCGGCGACAAAAUGGCUACAUUUCGCGAUGCCGAUGCUAUCGCAUCGCUGCUGUGGGCGUCCUUCGGCCUUCGCACGCUCUUCGUUGGCGGAGCUCGUGGCUUUGGCUUCUUCAUCCCAGAUUUUCUCAAAGAAGAUCAAACCUUUGGGAUCAAGACGGGGACAUUCAAUGUGAUUAAUAGUAUGGAUCUGGACAAUGACACCCGCGCCCUUGCUUUGGCCGUGGGGCCAGAGGUUCAUAUGGCCAUGGCAACUGGUAGCUCCGGGGAUUAUGUAACUACGCGCGUGCUUCCCCGCCCGCAUAACCACCCGCACGUUCACGGCCAAUAUGUACGACCGAGGGCUGUUCAUCUUGAACGCGGCGCCGGGAGGCUGAUUGUGUCUUAUCUGGUGCAUGGGAUCGUAUGCUGGGAUGUCGAAAAGGAAACUACCCUUUGGCAGAUCUUCCCCGAGCCUCGCGCCAUCGGAUUCACGGCUGUGUCUCGGGAUUUUCGUCUCGUCUUUGUUUCCCUGAUGGGAGGCAAGGCCGAGUUGUAUAACCUCAGAGACACCGACCGACGACCACGUGUUACCGUUGUCUAUCAACAAGCCGAAGCCGACAGCGUCUCACCAGCGUCUGUCGCUAUACUUCUAGAUGGUGGCGCUUUGGCCUGUGGAUCUGCAGAAGGUGUAGUCAGGAUAUGGGACAUGAAAGGCGUCCUCCAGCAAGAACUGCGCUCAGUCGAGGGUGUCUUCACGACCCAGUUAAUUGCUGCCCAAACCACUCGGGAAGUUGGAUACCUGGCUAGCGUCAUCAAUUCGGAUGUGAGCGCGAAGCAGAACCAGAUCAUUCUGUUCGCCACUCAACAAGAUCGACGGCUCGGUGCUGUCUUCAUUCGGUAUAUGAACGCGUUCGAUGUGAGUUAA
Peniophora sp. CBMAI 1063 is the source of this 1047-nucleotide messenger RNA. The record is from the annotation of a GenBank genome assembly. Lineage: Eukaryota; Fungi; Basidiomycota; Agaricomycetes; Russulales; Peniophoraceae.